GAGAGAGAAAGAGCACCAGCCAGAACGAGCCAGCGAGCGAAGGAUAAACGGCACGGAUGGUCGACAACACUUCGCCGUAUGCAGCUUGCAAUCGUUCAGGACAAAAAAAAAAAAACACACCAUGGAAUUUCUGAAUUUGUUUCAUACCAGGAGGCUCUCUGUGUCUUUUAUUCUUUUUGCAUUCGCUCUGGCUUUUUUCCCCUUGGAUUUGUCCUUCGUCUGGCUUUUCCAAAAGUCUGCAGAAAACGACAGUUGAAUGCAGUCACUGAUGUUCACAAAAGAAUGGGUUUUUAUUCCAAGGUGGCCAUUGGUGGGACAAGCACCAGCAGCGCUUUGUGUGAUCAGCAUGCUCCUGUGCCUCCCUCCUGCGUCAUGCACAGCUUGCCCUCAGAAAUGCCGCUGCGAGGACCUGCAGUUUUACUGCGACACGCAGGGACUCUUGGCGCCCCCAGACGGCGUCGACAAAGGAGCCCUGGGGCUCUCGCUCCGGCACAACAGCAUCGACGAGCUGAGACCGGACCAGUUUUUCGGCUUCACCCAGCUAACGUGGCUUCACUUGGACCACAACCAAAUACUCACCGUGCAUGAGGAUGCCUUCCAGGGGCUCUACAAGCUCAAGGACUUGAACUUGAGCUCGAACCGCAUCGCCAAGCUGCCCAACACAACCUUUAUCCACCUCAUUAACCUGCAAAUCCUGGAUCUAUCCUUCAACCAGAUGACCGCGCUGGAACCCGAGCUCUUCCAUGGGCUUCGCAAGCUCCAGAUCCUUCACCUGAGGUCCAAUUUACUGAGGACUAUGCCUGUCAGGGCUUUCUGGGACUGCUGGAGUCUUGAGUACCUCGGUUUGAGCAACAACCGGCUUCGGAGCCUGGCUCGGAACGGGUUCGCCGGGUUGAUAAAGCUACAAGAACUCCAUUUAGAACACAAUCACUUAACCAAGAUCAACCUGGCCCACUUCCCACGUCUCGUCACCCUUCAGUUCCUCUAUUUGCAGUGGAACAAGAUUAACAAUUUGACAUCUACCAUGGAGUGGGAGUGGACCACUCUGGAAAAACUGGAUUUAACAGGGAAUGAGAUUCGUAUGCUAACCCCUGAGGUGUUUGAAACUUUACCAAACCUUAAAGUUCUUCUACUAGAUAACAACAAGUUGACCAGCCUUGAUACCAAAACCACGGACAUGUGGAAGUCUCUGAACACCAUCGGGUUAUCGAGCAACCUUUGGGAAUGUACCAACAGAAUCUGCAGCCUGGCCAGUUGGCUUAGUAAGUUUAAAGGCCGAUGGGAGCAAUCCAUUCUCUGUCACAGCCCUGAGUACACACAGGGCGAGGAAAUACUUGAUGCAGUUCAUGGAUUCCAACUCUGUCAGAACAUCUUGGCACCACAACCACCAACCAGCACCACGAUGGAGGCCACAUUACCCCAACAGUUCACUAGACCAUUGUUUGGAAAUAUGCAGACCCCGACGCAGGACUUCUAUGCAGAGAAUUUGGGGAGCUUUAGCAUUUUCACCACUUCGGCCAUAACCUCGAAAAAUCCAUACACUACCAUGGAUAGUACCUCAGACGAGGUAAAAGGUGUUACAGACGACUCAGCAAAAAUGGACAACAUGGUACAAACCCAGACGAUAAUCGUGGGGACCAUGGCACUUUUGUUUUUCUUCUUCCUCAUUAUUUUCAUUGUGUACAUCUCGUGGAAGUGCUGCCCGCACUCGGUACGUCAAAGCCACCACUGCUUGACCAUUCAGAACAGGCAACCGAACCGGACGCAGGAAAGGCAACCGAUGGCAGAUCCGGCCACUCAGCUGCCCUAUAACGAGUACGAGCUGACUCACAACGACGGUGCACUCGUUAUCAUAAAUGGCUACGGCCAGUGCAAGUGUCAGCAAUCAUCUUUCAAAGAGUGCGAAGUAUAAACACUAUUUAUUUUCGAUGAUUAUUGACCUUCUCGGCCAUUUCGAAUCAUACGCGGGUUUGUUUAUGAAUAUUUCGGUUUGUAAAGGAAAAAAAAUUAUAAAAGACGUUUCUUUUGCCCUGACUUCAAAAUUCAAUAAAAAUGUCAAGGUCGUAUCUAUGGUAUUUUUAGAGGAAUCAUCUGAAAAACACCAUAAUAAAAACAGGACAGCGGUCUUUCAUCACAGAUGAUUGUUCUUAUUGUGAUACAUGACAAUUCAGUAUUAAUAACAAAUAAAUUUUGUUAAUCGAUAAUAAAAUCGAUUUAAAUAAAGAAAUAAA
Silurus meridionalis is the source of this 2231-nucleotide messenger RNA. RefSeq names its product leucine-rich repeat transmembrane neuronal protein 2-like. Gene Ontology annotation, molecular function: protein binding. Bases 257 to 1912 code for a protein of 551 amino acids. The record is from RefSeq and is a predicted model, not a curated record. The transcript has 2 exons. Lineage: Eukaryota; Metazoa; Chordata; Actinopteri; Siluriformes; Siluridae. Gene Ontology annotation, cellular component: extracellular matrix.